ACUUAAAAGAAGCCAACUCAAGUUGAUAACCCUCUUGAGUUCUUUGUCUUUUAUAAUACAUGCGUAUAUAGCCGAUUAAUAAACUAGUCCUUACAAACAGAAACAUUAGUCUUUUUUUUUUUUUUUCCUUUUCUUGCAGGAGAGAGAGGUGGUCAUGUCGCUUGCUUAUUGUGUUAAGGAACAGAAACCUUGUGUUCGUUGGGUGGAGAGAUACUUCAAGGACUGUCUUUGCAGUCUAAAAGAUGAAUUAUCUUUUGGGUUUGGCUUUGUUAGUUUAGUCAGUUGGGGAGUUGCAGAAGUCCCUCAAAUCAUUACCAACUUUCGCACCAAGUCUAGCCAUGGAGUCUCCCUUCUUUUUCUCUUAACUUGGGUUGCCGGAGAUGUUUUUAAUCUUGUGGGUUGUCUUCUUGAGCCAGCAACGCUACCAACCCAGUUCUACACUGCUCUACUCUACACGACAAGCACCAUAGUAUUGGUGUUGCAGGGUUUAUACUAUGAUUAUAUCUACAGGUGGUGGAAAGGCCAGAAAAAUGAAGUUAACCAGCAGGUGGAAGAUGAAAAAAAACCUUUGAAACCAAAGUUAGGUGAUUCAGGCAUUCCAAUACCCAAUGCCUCAACAAGAUCAACACCACGCAGGGAGUAUUACUACACUUCUGCUAGAUCAAUGGCAAGUAGUGGUACACCACCAUUUCGAGGUUACCUUAGGACAGCUAAAAGUGGUCCUUCAGCUAUGGGAUUUGACCAUGAGUCUUCAUCUUCAGAUGAUGAGGCUGCACCAGUUUCAGCUGCAUCUGUUAGCCAGCCUAGGCCAAUUCCACGAUCCGCUGGUUAUGGGACAUUUCUGGCCACAUCACUUAACCUGCCACUACAAAGCAAGGCUUUGACAGAUGCCUAUAUUGGAGUUACUAGUAGAAGACUCUUACAUCAGGAAGGUAGUGGAAUGGAGCACAGCGCUUUUGGGCAGUGGUUAGGAUGGCUUAUGGCAGCUAUAUAUAUGGGUGGCAGAAUCCCUCAAAUCUGGUUAAAUAUUAAAAGAGGGAGUGUGGAGGGUUUAAAUCCUCUCAUGUUCAUAUUUGCACUGGUAGCCAAUCUCACUUAUGUGCUAAGUAUUGUUGUUAGAACUACAGAAUGGGAGAGCAUCAAAGCAAACAUGCCAUGGUUGCUGGAUGCUGCAGUCUGUGUGGCACUUGAUUUUUUUAUCAUACUGCAGUACGUGUACUACAGAUACUUCCGUGAGAAAAAGAUGAGACAUGGAGAAGACUAUGGAGACUAUAUGGACGCAGUUAAAUAGAGCUAAUUUAGACUGAUUGUAUGCUAUAUUUGUAAUAUUUUCAGAUUCAAUCUCCGCAUUAAUUACAAUAUUAGAUAUCAUUUCAUCUCCUAAUGGUCAGGUUAUCAUGACUGUUAACCUAUUGAUAACAGAAAAAUCUAUUUACUGGUGAAUACAUUUGGAAUGAUGAAUUCUCCUCCGCCAGUAUUAGAAAUAAAAUAGUAUAAGAAAUUAUUUUUUUUA
Messenger RNA from Ricinus communis (castor bean), 1513 nucleotides. Its product is annotated as probable vacuolar amino acid transporter YPQ1. NCBI's taxonomy places the organism in Eukaryota, Viridiplantae, Streptophyta, Magnoliopsida, Malpighiales, Euphorbiaceae. The transcript is spliced from 12 exons. The coding region runs from base 155 to 1291 and encodes 378 amino acids. The record is from RefSeq and is a predicted model, not a curated record.